AUGAGCGUCUCACAGAUCAGACCGCUGGUUAACCAGCAAUAUGUGGUCCACGCAUACCGCCAUCUCUUCAAACAGGGACUCAAGGUGACCCGACACGCAACCCCCGCCCGACAUGUCCUCCGCACGAUCUUACGGAGCGCCUUUCGGUCCCCAUCGCGCGAGGACUUCGACCCGUCGAGGAUUGCCAAUACACUUAGAUUCCUCGAACGAGCUGCCAAUACUACGGGAUUUGAGCAUAAGAUUGUCAAGAACCUGUUACUGGCCCGAUACUGGGAACGAGCACUGGUCGACAAAGACUCGCGCAUUUUACGGAGCCUAGGACUUCUCAACGCGGACCACCAGCUCCGCAAGAGUGCAUACGACCAUUUAAAUUUGACCCUGGAACGAUUGAAUGAGAGUCUGGGGACGUGUCUCAAGUGA
Penicillium macrosclerotiorum is the source of this 420-nucleotide messenger RNA. RefSeq lists its product as uncharacterized. The transcript has 2 exons. The record is from RefSeq and is a predicted model, not a curated record. The coding region runs from base 1 to 420 and encodes 139 amino acids. Lineage: Eukaryota; Fungi; Ascomycota; Eurotiomycetes; Eurotiales; Aspergillaceae.